Dromiciops gliroides (monito del monte) is the source of this 2158-nucleotide messenger RNA. It is a transcript of the gene DDX43, whose product is annotated as DEAD-box helicase 43. Gene Ontology annotation, molecular function: RNA binding; RNA helicase activity; ATP binding. The coding region runs from base 1 to 1935 and encodes 644 amino acids. The record is from RefSeq and is a predicted model, not a curated record. Lineage: Eukaryota; Metazoa; Chordata; Mammalia; Microbiotheria; Microbiotheriidae. The transcript has 16 exons.
AUGUCCACCAAAGAAACUUACAGCAACUGCUCCCCCCGCAACCCCAGCGCCGCCGCUAGCGGCCCGGUCCCUGACAAGAAGGCGCCCACAGCGCCCCCUAGGGCGGCGAGCGACAGUGCAAGGGGGCGGGGUGGCGGCGUCGGUGCCCGCGGAGGCUCCCGAGGGCCCCCCGGAGCCCUGGAGUACCGGGCCCGAGGCUCCUGCUACAGGGAAGCUCCGCUCUGUUUUAAACUCGACAGCUCCGUCGUCGGGGCGGUCAUAGGUCGGGGUGGAGCAAAAAUAAAAGAAAUUCAAGAAUCAACAGGUUCUAAAAUUCAGAUAAUAAAGGGGGAUUUUGAGUCAGAAACCAGAAUAUAUGGCAACAAGGACAACCAGAAAUCAGCUAAGUUAAUGAUAGAGGAAAUAGUAAAAAAGAUAGAAAAGUAUUCUAAAGAGGACACAAAAACUGGAAACACUUUGAAAUCAUCUUGUAAUGAAAAUGGCCCAGAGAAAAAAAUGCCCGUGAUUGAUUGGGAGGCUAUUAAACAGGACCACCUCCACUACAUUAAAACAAAAUGGGACGGUCUUCCCCCAAUUAAGAAAGAUUUCUACAUAGAAUCUUCAAAGACAAAAUUAAUGUCACAAACACAAGUAGAUAAGUGGAGGGAAGAAAACAAUAAUAUAAUAUGUGAUGACUUAAGAGAAAAUGAAAAACGUGUGAUUCCUAAUCCAGUAUGUACAUUUGAAGAUGCAUUUGAUCAUUAUCCUGAUGUUAUGGCUAAUAUAAAGAAAGUAGGUUUCACAAGACCUACACCUAUACAGUCACAAGCAUGGCCAAUAAUAUUAAAAGGAAUUGAUCUAAUUGGCAUUGCCCAAACUGGCACAGGAAAGACCUUAGCCUAUUUAAUGCCAGGAUUUAUUCAUCUUGACCUGCAGCCAGAGGAGAAAAGGGAUGGUCCUGGAAUGCUUGUGCUGACACCAACCAGAGAAUUGGCUCUACAAGUUGAGAGUGAAUGUAAAAAAUACACCUAUAAAGGAAUUAAAAGCAUUUGUAUAUAUGGUGGUGGAGACAGAAGAGGUCAGAUUGAACAUGUUACUAAGGGUGUAGAUAUUGUCAUUGCUACUCCUGGUAGACUCAAUGAUCUUCAAAUGAAUGAAUUCAUCAACCUGAAUAGCAUCACAUAUUUGGUUCUAGAUGAAGCUGAUAAAAUGUUAGAUAUGGGCUUUGAACCUCAAAUAAUGAAGAUUUUAUUAGAUGUACGGCCAGAUAGACAAACUGUUAUGACCAGUGCUACUUGGCCUGAUGCUGUACGUCGCCUUUCACAAAAGUAUUUGAAUGAUCCAAUGAUUGUUUAUGUUGGAACCCUGGAUCUUGCCGCUGUGAAUACUGUAAAGCAGAAAAUAAUCAUAACCACAGAACAAGAGAAGCCUGCUCUUAUACAUUCUUUCAUUGAUUCAAUGAAGCCUGAAGAUAAAGUGAUUAUUUUUGUAGGGAGAAAACUUAUUGCUGAUGAUAUAUCCAGUGACCUGAGCAUUAAGGGUUUACCUGUACAGUCAUUACAUGGUAAUAGAGAACAAAGUGAUCGUGAGCGAGCACUGAAGGAGUUUAAAACAGGAAUAGUAAGAAUAUUGAUAGCUACAGAUCUGGCAUCACGAGGUCUUGAUGUCUUAGACAUCACCCAUGUUUUUAACUUUGAUUUUCCUCGAAACCUUGAGGAGUAUGUCCAUAGAGUAGGACGCACUGGAAGAGCUGGGCAUACAGGGGAAUCAAUUACCCUACUUACUAGGAACGAUUGGAAAAUAGCUGGUGAAUUAAUCAAUAUUUUGGAGAGAGCCAACCAGGAAAUUCCAAAUGAGCUCAUGUUAAUGGCUGAACGAUAUAAACAACACAAGCAGAAAAAAGAUGAAGAAAGAAACAUGGCAAGAACUCGUGGAAGGACAAGAAAUAUUUAUUGAUCUUGGAAGGAUUUACAAUCCAGGGAACCACUUACUUUUGCAGUUGUUGCCUUUCAGCUUAGCAAAAGCUAAACAAUUAGCAAAUUGGAGGACACCAGAGGAAAGAUGAUUCUGGAGCGGGGUUUUACUUUUUUUUUUUUUAAUAUAUUGUCGGGAAACAAGAAUAUUGUAGGUUUCUGAUUUGAACAUUGAAAGUUCAUAUCUAAAUGGAAGUAGAGGAAAA